AUGUCUCAGAAGGAUGCUGCUCAGACGACCAUCGUCAGCCAUGACGAGAAGCUUGAAAAACUUGAGGGCGAGGCCGUCCAGGUCGAGAGAAGCUGGCAAACACCUGCUCAAAUCCAACAUCGUUUUGACACAUUGAGAGACCUCAGCGAUGAGCAAAUGACUGCCCUCAACAAAAAGGUGCUCAAAAAGAUUGAUUGGCGCCUCAUGCCCUGUCUCACACUCAUGUUCUUGAUGAACUAUCUCGAUCGCAUCAAUGUCUCGAAUGCUCGCCUUGCGGGUCUUCAAGAAGAUCUCAACAUGUCUGAUACUGUCUGGAAUGCCGGCAUCAGUACCUUUUACGUCGGAUAUCUCAUCGGUCAACUGCCCGGUAACUUGAUACUCGCCAAGGCAAACCCCAGCAAAUUCUUGCCCAUCAUUAUGCUUGCAUGGAGUGCUGCUACUAUCUGCAUGCCUGCCAUGAAAAGCGGGGCUGGUUUCUGCAUUGUUCGCUUCGUUAUUGGCUUGUGCGAAGCGCCAUUCUUUCCAGGUAUUACCCUUAUCACAAGUUCAUGGUAUAACAAGCAAGAAAAUCCAACUCGCAUGGCCAUCUGGCACGCUGGAAACACCAUCUCAAACAUCAUCUCUGGCUUUCUCGCUGCUGGCAUCCUUGAACACAUGGGAGGAAUCGGUGGCAUGAAAUCGUGGCAGUGGUUCUUCCUCAUUGAAGGCAUUGCAUCUAUCGCGGUUGCCGUUGUUGCCUUCUUCGUCCUUCCAGACUGGCCACACAACUCCAAGUGCCUCAGCGAGGAAGAGAAAGAAAUGGCACAGUAUCGUGUUUUGGUCUCCAACGGUGGCGUCGACGAGGGUGUUGGCGGCACAUGGGAUGGCCUCAAGUCUGCCGUUGCAGAUCCCUUUACCUGGUACUUCUGCGGGAUGCAUUUUGCUCUCAUCACUGCUCAGAGCUUCAAGGAUUUCUUCCCAUCGAUCCUCAAGACUUUCGGAUUCGACAAGAUGACCACUUACCUUGUCCAAGCACCACCCUACGCUAUUGCAUACAUGGCAGCAUGUGGCCUUGCAUGGACUUCCGGCAGAUUCCAAGAAUCCUGCUACCAUAUUGUGGUCCCGAUUAUCGCUGCCGCAGCUGGUUGCGCCAUGUUGAUCUCCACCAUGAAUGUCGGAGCUCGAUACUUCGGUAUCAUUCUACUCAUCAGCGGAACAUACUCCGGUCUCAACUUGCAGCUGUCUUGGGAAACCACGCUUGUGCCCGCACCCAAGAGUAAGAAGGCCGCCCUGAUCGCCAUUGCCAACUGCAUCUCGCAGACCAGCCAUUGGUUCAGCCCGUACUUCUUCCCCAGAUCCCAGGAGCCAUUCUACAGACUUGGUGGUGGUCUUAUCAUCGCCGGCUGUGUCUUGACCUGCCUGCUCUCCGGUGGCAUCGUGCUUAGAGCCAAGAAACUCAACAAGAAACUCGACGAGGCCGAGGGCUACACUGCUCACUCCGGCAAUGAGCGAGGAUGGCGCUAUGUUUACUAA
Molecule: messenger RNA, 1512 nt
Organism: Exophiala bonariae
Lineage: Eukaryota; Fungi; Ascomycota; Eurotiomycetes; Chaetothyriales; Herpotrichiellaceae
Exons: 2
Coding region: 1-1512 (503 amino acids)
Biological process (GO): transmembrane transport
Cellular component (GO): membrane
Molecular function (GO): transmembrane transporter activity
Source: RefSeq, a predicted model, not a curated record